AUGCUGCAGCCACGUGUGUCAGCAGCAACUUUGAUUGCAUGUGCUUUUGGAUGGCAGUUGCGGUGUUUGGUGUUGAGCGCUUCGCGAUUCCAGCACAUUCUAAAUGAUCCUGGUCAGACCAGCGAGGCCUACGCAGGUCAUGCUGGCCGUGCAUUGUCUUUGGUGUGUUCAAAGCGUCGUGGAACGAUUCUGAGCGACUUUUGCAAGAAGGAACUGGCGCGCCUAAAUCCCGGCAGCAAAAUUGAAGGACCUACCCCGGGGAAUCGUUGCAAUGGAGCCCGGAGGUCAGCUUCACAGGCGGAGUAUGACUUUAGCAUGGACGGUGCCAAAAUUAGAUGCAAAAGUGCGCAAAUGUCAUGGAAGAGAAGGGAGAAUCGUUGGGUUGUAAACUUUCGUUCCGUCAAGCUGCCAUGGCCAGGAUUUCGCGACCAGGCCCCGUUCGACCAUUUGUACCUAAUACUGUUCAGCCCAGACAGCUUACACAUCAUCAAGCAUGACCUUCGGACCGGAGUGUAUUCAGUUGGCAAGUCAACAGGAAGCGAAGGUCAUAGCAUUCAUGUCCGUGGUCCACCCGGACAGAAAUGCUGGCAAACUGCACGAUCGCAAAUUCUGCAGAAGUUGCUGGCUCCAGGUCAUGGUCACUGCAAACUCGUGGCUCACAUAGAUUUAUCAGGUGCUGAGCUCAGGAGCUGGGUAGCUCAGCGGAUACAAGAACUGACAAAACUUCAAGACCAUGCAUACAAAGCCGUGCCACUGAACCAUAUGUCACCACAGCUUCGUGGCUUGCGAAUUGAGGAAAUAGCCUUCGAAGUGGACCGCCAAGUUCUUCAUCCAGGUUGUUCAUAUUCGCGAGCUUCGUCCAAAGUAGACUGGGUUCGUGGUGAUGUCAGAGUAGAAGUCAAGCACGGGCAGAUGCGUUUCAACCAAGGCCCAAGACGUUGGGAAUGUUCUUUCUCGAACAUCCAGUGUGCAAGCGGUGGAGUUCGUGCGUGUGAUAUGUUUGACGAACUGUGGCUUGCAAUCUACAGUCCCUUUGGUAUUCAUAUUCUGAAACAUCCUGGUGGCAAAAUCCGCUUCAGCCUCAACGGAUUGAAAGAGCAAGCUGUUGGAAAACAACUGCAUGUCCUGGGCGGCAGGAAUGUGCUUGAUGUCAGGAAGGCCCAGGACGAAAUGCUCAAAAAGAUGGAGGCAUGGGGCUGCCAGCCUCUUGCAACAAUUCUUUGGUGA
Messenger RNA from Durusdinium trenchii, 1227 nucleotides. The record is from the annotation of a GenBank genome assembly. Lineage: Eukaryota; Dinophyceae; Suessiales; Symbiodiniaceae.